This is a messenger RNA of Anopheles darlingi, 1242 nucleotides long. Its product is annotated as putative N(4)-(beta-N-acetylglucosaminyl)-L-asparaginase GA14866. Bases 31 to 1191 code for a protein of 386 amino acids. Gene Ontology annotation, biological process: protein deglycosylation. The transcript has 3 exons. Lineage: Eukaryota; Metazoa; Arthropoda; Insecta; Diptera; Culicidae. Gene Ontology annotation, cellular component: lysosome. The record is from RefSeq and is a predicted model, not a curated record. Gene Ontology annotation, molecular function: N4-(beta-N-acetylglucosaminyl)-L-asparaginase activity.
UAGCGCCAUAAGCACAAGACGACGUUCGUGAUGCAGCUCGUUAAAGUGGUUGCAUUGGGUGCAGUGCUACUAUCGACGGUGUUACCAAACAUCCAAGGAGGACUCCCGUUGGUAGUGACUACAUGGCGUUUCCUAAACGCCACUCUCCAAGCCUAUCAAUCGCUGACGGUUGGUGAGUUCGAUCCGAUCGAUGCGCUGGUCGAGGGAUGCAGUGUCUGUGAGCGAGAGCAGUGCGAUGGAACGGUCGGGUACGGUGGCAGCCCGGAUGAGACGGGCGAGACGACGCUGGAUGCGAUGCUGAUGGAUGGUACGACGAUGGAUAUUGGGGCGGUGGCGGCAUUGCGUGAGGUGAAACAUGCGGCCGCCGUGGCCAAGUACGUGUUGCGUAACACGAGACACACGAUGCUGGCCGGCAGCCAGGCGACGGACUUUGCACUGCAGAUGGGCUUCCGGCGGGAAACGCUGCAGACCGAUGAGUCGCGGGCGAUGUGGGAGCAGUGGAAGGCCAACCAUUGCCAGCCGAACUUUUGGAGGGUAAGCAAUGCGCACUGUAUGGGUGUUGGUUAUUGCUCUUAUCUCGGGGCGCAGACAAUCUUAUCCCAAAUUGCGCAAAAAGAUCGAUCGAUCAUUGAAAACGUCAUCCCGUCACCUUCGAUGUCCUGUGGCCCGUACGAACCCGUAUCGGCCAAUGCCGUGCGCAGCAACCCACCAGAAGACGCUUCGGCUCCGGAUCGAACCGAUUUCAGCUUCGGACGCUACAAUCACGACACCAUCAGCAUGAUCGUCAUCGAUCAAACGGGCCAUGUGGUGGCCGGUACAUCGACGAACGGGGCACGCCACAAGAUACCGGGCCGUGUCGGUGACUCACCGAUACCGGGGGCUGGUGCGUACGCUGAUUCGGAAGUCGGAGCUGCCGUAGCGACCGGUGAUGGGGACGUAAUGAUGCGUUUCCUGCCCGCUCUGCUGGCCGUCGAGGGGCUACGGAAUGGGCAAGGUCCGAGUGAGGCUGCUGAGAGGCAGAUCAAGCGGAUCACGAAAUACUAUCCCACGUUUGCGGGUGGUAUCGUGGUGGCCACCAAGGAUGGACGCCAUGGAGUGGCAUGUAAUGGUAUGGCGGAGUUCCCGUACUCCGUCGCCGAUGGAUCGGACUGGCAGGGUGAGGUGAAGGUGUACACCGUCAAGUGUGUCUAGUACAGGGUGGGCAAGGCAGAAAUAAAGGAAGAGGCCCUUUCCUCGACAGCA